Emys orbicularis (European pond turtle) is the source of this 1318-nucleotide messenger RNA. It is a transcript of the gene ARFGAP1, whose product is annotated as ADP ribosylation factor GTPase activating protein 1. The record is from RefSeq and is a predicted model, not a curated record. Gene Ontology annotation, cellular component: Golgi membrane. Gene Ontology annotation, biological process: regulation of ARF protein signal transduction; regulation of endocytosis. The coding region runs from base 50 to 1318 and encodes 422 amino acids. Lineage: Eukaryota; Metazoa; Chordata; Testudines; Emydidae. Gene Ontology annotation, molecular function: GTPase activator activity. The transcript has 13 exons.
GAGCCGGGGGAGAGCGAAAGCCGGGGCUGCCCGCUGCCGCAGGAGAAACAUGGCAAGUCCAAGAACAAGGAAAGUUCUUAAAGAAAUCAGAGUGCAAGAUGAGAACAAUGUCUGUUUUGAGUGUGGUGCAUUUAACCCCCAAUGGGUGAGCGUGACUUAUGGAAUCUGGAUCUGUCUGGAAUGCUCAGGAAAACACAGAGGCUUGGGAGUUCACCUCAGCUUUGUGCGCUCUGUCACUAUGGACAAGUGGAAGGACAUUGAGUUGGAGAAGAUGAAGGCUGGUGGCAAUGGCAAAUUUCGAGAAUUUCUGGAGUCUCAGGAGGAUUAUGAUCCCUGCUGGUCAAUGCAGGAGAAAUACAACAGCAAAGCUGCAGCUCUCUUUAGAGAUAAGGUGGCUACUUUAGCUGAGGGCAAGGAAUGGUCUCUUGAAACUUCUCCUGCCAGAAACUGGACUCCACCUCAGCCCAAGAUGGCCCUGUCUUCAGCUCAUCGAUCUGCUGGACCAUCCCAGAAUGCAGCUGGUUCUUCCGACAAAGCUUUUGAAGACUGGUUAAACGAUGAUUUCAGCUCCUAUCAAGGUGGCCAAGAGAAUCGCUAUGUGGGAUUUGGGAACACAGUCAACCCUCCGAAAAAGGAUGACGACUUCCUCAAUAAUGCCAUGUCUUCGCUAUACUCGGGAUGGAGCAGUUUUACAACUGGAGCGAGCAAGUUUGCCUCAGCAGCUAAAGAGGGUGCUACCAAAUUUGGAUCUCAAGCAACUCAAAAGGCAUCAGAGUUAGGUCAGACUUUAAAUGAAAAUGUUCUCAAACCUGCACAGGAAAAGGUGAAAGAGGGGAAAAUGCUUGAUGAGUUCUCCAUGGGGGUAUCUCAUCUGGCCACCAAGGUUCAGGGGGUUGGCAGUAAGGGAUGGCGGGACGUCACCACUUUCUUUUCCAGCAAAUCAGAUGAUCUUUCUGAAAGACCACCUGAGGGAGACAGCUAUCAGAACAGCGGAGGAGAGGGCUACCAGAACAAUGCUGUAGAUCAAAGUUUCUGGGAAACCUUUGGCAACUCAGACCCACCCAAGGCUCAUAAAUCCCCAAGCAGUGACAGUUGGACCUACGUGGACAAUUCCACAGAGAAGAAGAGCUCUGAUAGCUGGGACGUCUGGGGUUCGGGGACGGUCUCCAACAACAAGAACAGUAACAGCGACAGCUGGGAAAACUGGGAGACCAACUGGGAAAAUGCUGGAGGGGAGAGCAAGACCAAAAAAUCCCCCAAGAAAAUGACAAAAGUGUCUUCAGCAGCUGAUGAUGGGUGGGAUAACCAGAACUGGUAG